This is a messenger RNA of Protopolystoma xenopodis, 1440 nucleotides long. NCBI's taxonomy places the organism in Eukaryota, Metazoa, Platyhelminthes, Monogenea, Polystomatidea, Polystomatidae. The record is from the annotation of a GenBank genome assembly.
AUGCAGCAGCGAACCUACCAAUACCUUGCUGCCUUUCGAGAUGAUCAAGCGAGUAGCGCAACUAGCCAGUCAGCCGAUGAGAGACAAAAUGUGUCUGCUGGAUUCUUGCGACGCCUCGGAAGAGGAGGUGAGACCGUUUCGCCUAACCCUGACAGUGGCGCUACCCUUUUUUCACGACGCAGAGCCUCUUCUGCUGCUCUGACCCUCCUCGGCCAUCUGCAGCGCUCGCUAGAAGGUGUUCCUGACCCACUAUAUGGGUCUUUGUCCCCACCUGUUCCCAACACGGGUACAACCCGUCGUCUUAGCCUAGAUACUGGGCACGCCGUCUCCUUGAGCCAGCUAACUGCCUUGCAACAACAACAACAACAACAGCAACAUCAAUUAUAUCAUCAUCACUCCCAUCAGCAUCUUCAUCUUCAUCAAAGGACGGUUGGUCAACCUGGCGGUUCUCCGAGUUCUCCCAUUUCGCCACAUCAUAAAGCAAUCUAUCCGAGCACAUUGACUGACCUGAACGCUCGUCAAUUUGAGACGGCAUACCGAACAACUUUGGAUCAGCUUCCCGAUUUUGGAUCAGGCCUGCUUUCUUCGGAGCCGCCAGAGGCUGGAAUGUUUAAUUUUGAUGAAAUUCGUCCUUUUGGCUUGUACUCUGCAAGCACAUCUAGCCUACCGGCAGAUGAGCAACGACAAAAUAAUAUUGACAAGUCGGGGGAACUGGCAGUGGCUAGUCUUGCGGCUGCGGUUGCUACCAGUACCGAAUGUCUGACACAACAAACUGCUCUGUCCUUCUGCCUGGCGGAAAAGAGUCCAGAUAACAAGCCUCGUUCAACCGACGAGAGGUUGUCUGGUGAUGUCGCCAGAUUAGAUGGACAGUUGACGGCAUCUACGAACGCAGGUCACGGGUCACUCGACAAAGAGGCCUCCUUUUCGUCGACAGGCUGGUGUACAACAUCUGCCAUGCAAUCCUCGGAUCCACAAAUUUCCCCGAUCAGACGCAACGAUAUGAAGAUACGGAGAGGCUCGUUGCAAAUGUUUAAGGUUGGCCGGGAGGCGGUCAAUGAAAGAGAACGUUCAUUGAAUGAGUUGCCUUGGAGAAAGGAGACGAGCAGUCGCGAAGAAGAAAGAGAUGACACAAAAGCUGAGGAUCACGACACCAACCGUUGGACAACGACUGAUGACCGACAAGAUGAGGACAGUCACUUGGAGCAAGGACAUACGCUUCAAAGAUGUCGCAACUUUGAGAAUAUAACCAGGCUGAGAAUGUCCACAGGGCAAGAUAUCCCUUUCACCAUGGACCCUAACAACAGUGAAGAGAGUCAAGAGGUCGACUUGUCUUGGCGAGAUUGUCAGGAUUGGUACAUGACCGAGGUCAGUUCGAGUGCUUUUUGUUCAGUUUAUAGCCUUUUGGAUGAAUACGAGGUUUUUAUACCAAAUAUUUCAUAG